Molecule: messenger RNA, 2880 nt
Organism: Dendronephthya gigantea
Lineage: Eukaryota; Metazoa; Cnidaria; Anthozoa; Malacalcyonacea; Nephtheidae
Product: lipase maturation factor 2-like
Biological process (GO): protein maturation
Cellular component (GO): endoplasmic reticulum membrane
Source: RefSeq, a predicted model, not a curated record
UUGAUUGAUUAAUUUUAUAGGCGACCAACCACUACCAGUACAAUAAUGUUCAAAUUCGAGGUUUAUGUAAUUUUAUUUAGAUUAUUUUAUUAAAUAUUUUAACAGUUUUUUUGCCAUCCAAUUGCUGUCGUUGCGUACAAAGCUUUUUAAAAAUAGUAAGAUAUGUCGAAUCAACAACGUCUAGUGAAAGAUGUAUUUUUGUGGAGUAUGGCUGCCAUAUAUUUGUUUGCAUUCGGAUCUCUCUAUGUUCAAAUACCAGGUCUUUAUGGUGAAUCUGGUCUACUACCUGCUAAAAACAUUUUGAGAAGAGAGGCCAAAUCUUCAAGCUACAAGAUGUUUCUUCAGAAGCCAACGCUAAUGUGGUUUGUUCGUGAUCUUGGUCUAACCACUGAGACAGGAAUGAGUUUUCUUUGUAUCAUUGGUAUAUGUCUUGGUAUACUGGGUAUCUCAGGCAGGGCUUGGCGGAGUUUCAUCUCGUUCUUAACCAUGUGGUUUCUGUAUUUUUCACUGUAUCAAGUUGGUCAAACUUUUUUGUGGUUUCAAUGGGAUAUUCUGUUACUUGAAGCUGGGUUCUUAUGUCUCUUGGUAGCACCUAAGAGGAAGGCAAGGGUUCUGUCCAGUCCUCCUCAUGAUUCAAUAUCAUUGUGGUUGGUAAAAUGGUUGUUAUUUCGGUUAAUGUUUGCUUCUGGUGUCGUCAAACUGACCAGCGGAUGCCCAACGUGGUGGGGGUUGACAGCGUUGGACUGGCAUUACGAAUCACAAUGUAUUCCGACACCAUUGGCAUGGUUUGCCCACCAGCUUCCAAAUUGGUUUCAGAAAUUCAGUGUUGCAAUGACAUUCGUGAUAGAAGGUCCAAUUCCGUUUUUGUUCUUUGCACCAGUACGAUCGCUCCGUAUUUUUGCUUUCUACCUUCAGGUAAUUUUCCAGCUGCUGAUUAUCGCUACCGGAAAUUACAACUUUUUCAACUUGCUGACUAUUGUCCUGUGUUUUUCCCUUCUCGACGACGACCAUUUACCUUUCUUUGGAGAACAAAAUAAUGAUGAAGCGACAGAGAAGUCUCGUCAUGAAGCAACAGGGAGAUCUCGUCAUAUCCAGACUAUUGUCUGGUAUAUCAGGAGAUGCACAGUAUUUCUUGUCAUGUUUGUGUUGCUGUAUUGGACUAAACGUUUUUUCGCGAUGAAAAUAAACGGCAAGGAUUUCAUUUACACCAAAGUAGAUUUCUCUCAUCCACAAUUCAAUUAUGCCCUAAGUAAGAUUGUUCCCUUAUCUAUUUGGCUUGGCGCAAUAUCUCUUUCGUUUGAAAUUGUCCGCAGUUUAUUCAGGUCGUUACAGAAAGCUGGUUUAUCGGCAAAGAUUUACUCAUCUUUUCAAUGCUCGUUAGUAGCUGUUGCAGCCAUCUGGGUAUUCUCUAUCAGCUUGGUUCCGUAUUCAAAUCUUGAUAGAACCACACAACAGAAUAUUUGGCCUGUUGUAAGGAAAUGGCAUGACCAAGUUCAACAUUUGGAAAUCGCCAAUUCCUAUGGAUUAUUUAGAAGAAUGACAGGUGUUGGAGGAAGACCUGAGAUUGUAAUUGAGGGAAGUGAUUCUCUUGAUGGUCCAUGGAAGGAAUACAAUUUCCGAUACAAGCCAGGAAUACUAACACAUUGUCCACCGUUUAUCGCUCCACAUCAACCACGACUGGACUGGCAAAUGUGGUUCGCAGCUCUUGGUUCAUAUCAACACAAUCCUUGGUUCGUACAUCUAGUUUACAAAUUACUUGAAGGUGACGCAGACGUUCUUCGUCUACUGGCCAAGGAACAACCAUUCAAGAAACCACCACGUUAUGUCCGAGCCCUGCUUUAUAAGUACCAUUACACCAAAGUGAACAAGAAUAUAGGUUCCAUUGGAGAUUUUGUUCGUAAUGUCAGAUCAAUCAAGUCUUGUUGGAGACGUGAAUUCACUUCUGAGUAUUUGCCUCCUGUGACGAAAUCAGAGCCUACGCUGGAACAAUUCUUAAGUCAUUAUCAACUUGGACCUAACCAUAAAGAUCGCGAGCUUUCAAGUGGACGUCUCCACCAUUUUAUUGUUUAUCUUCGUUCCAAAGUUCUCUUAGUGGAUCCUCUUAGAUUUUUGGCUUAUCUUUUCUUCACUGGCAUCAUUUUAAGUAUUCUGACUGAACAAAAAUACAAGAUAUCUUCUGCAGGGAAUUCGAAGGUGCACAUCGAUUAACAAUUGAAGAAUAAUCAAUGCAUGGAAAAUUUAUUGCUGACUAUUAUUGCUGCAGCUGUAUUUUUGACUGAAUACAAUACUUCAUGUGAACAUACUUUUUAUAUGAACGUUGGUGAUUUGUGGCGUAACUAGAACGAUUAUUCAUUGUUUAUUCAUAAAUGCAGUUCUGCCUGACGGAUUUCUUUUUAAGUGCAAUAGCUUAUACAAAAUCCGUCUGGCAGAAGUUCGUCAUCAAUAUCAUGCAAAACCCGAUGUCGCCCUAAGGCUAAUCGUAGUUCUACUUUUCCAUAUUUGGCUCGUUAACCUUAAUUUUUUUAAUGUCGUUCGUUUUUUGUUCGCGAGCCUUUGGGGUUGCAUCGCCUAUACGCCGACGACGCAAUUCGUCAUACAAGGGAUACUGAAUUUGACAAAGAAUGCUUGAUUUCGGAAAAAAUACUAUUCUCCCCCUUAGCAUGUGGCUAGCAUAAUUAUAGCAUCACUUUCGUGAAAUGGAGCCUUGUGAUUUGAAGAAUUUUCAUGAAUUCUUGUAGUGAUUGAUUGGGGGGUGUAGGCUACAUUUGAAUAUAUGGAUAUACACACACCCCCCCCCCCUCCCUCCUCCAAUGAAGUUGCUAGCUACGGCCCUGCCCGUAGUUAAAUAAACCAGCGAAAAUGGCAAAAUAAAAGCUGAAA